This is a messenger RNA of Papaver somniferum (opium poppy), 2176 nucleotides long. RefSeq names its product isocitrate dehydrogenase [NAD] regulatory subunit 1, mitochondrial. The record is from RefSeq and is a predicted model, not a curated record. Gene Ontology annotation, molecular function: isocitrate dehydrogenase (NAD+) activity. Gene Ontology annotation, biological process: isocitrate metabolic process; tricarboxylic acid cycle. The transcript has 5 exons. The coding region runs from base 1131 to 1892 and encodes 253 amino acids. NCBI's taxonomy places the organism in Eukaryota, Viridiplantae, Streptophyta, Magnoliopsida, Ranunculales, Papaveraceae. Gene Ontology annotation, cellular component: mitochondrion.
CUCUUCCUCCGACCUAAACAAAGAGAAACUGUAGAAAGUAAAACUCAAAACGAAGAGUGAAAUAGUCACGGAGAUCAAAUUUUUAGGGUUCUAGCAGAUUUCAUGUUCAAGUGGUCUAUCUCUCUUCCUCAAUCAAUCUCUGUAACUUUCUAUCCUUGAAACUAUUUUGAUCACUUCGCAGAAAUUUGAAGAUGCCGCUCCAGAGAUCUCCUUCAGAUCGCCGACCACCGCUUGCUGAAUCAAUGAAUCAGAUCCGUUCUCGCAGGAUGUUGCGUUCUAGUACUACUUCAAUCCCAUCUACACCAGUUUCAAUGAUGAAAACCCAAACUCCAAGACAUCUGAUGACUCGAGAUAGACCAGAACUUCGACAAGAGUAUCAAUCGAUUACAACCGAUUUCCAAGCCUUGGAAAAAAUGGUGAAAGAUCAAUUCGGAAAUCAAGACUUAUCUAUGACUGAUUUGACCAACACUUACAGCGCUGCUCCAUUUGAAAGAGGCAGGUUUUAUGAUGAAUACUCUGCUAGAAGAAAUGAGAGAUUAAGAAGAAGAAAAGGAGGCGAAACUGUGGAAGAGAAGAAGAAGCCUAGCAGUGUUUAUAAUCUUGGUGUUGUUGAAUCUACUAUCAAGAAAAAAGGAGGAGAUCAAAAGAAACUGGAAACUUUAAGGAAAUCAGUGCCUGCUAAUUUCUCAAUUCCUAGAUCUGAAACAACGGGUACUACUUCAAGAUAUUCUUUGAGAAGUAGCACUAAAGAUGUCAGUAAAUUCACUAUGUCAUCAGGCAAAUUAUCUUUCAGCAGUAUGGAUGGAGAACGCAGUAAGAUCACUACUCGUCGAGGAGGAGGAGUUCGUAAGAUCUGAUUAAUUAAUCAAUCAGAACACUUCUGUGUGUUCUUUUGGUCGUUUUUUUAUCCCUGAUUAUCAGAGAGACUGAAACUAAAUUCAGUCUACAAAGUUUAGGUUUUUUUCUUCUUGAAUUCUCAUAUGGUGUGUGUUUUUUUUUAAGGAAUUUUAUUUGAUUUAAUUAAUUUGAAUCUACAAAUCUUCUUCUAUUAUUGUUCGCUUCUUCCAUUUUGUUUAAAAGGUGGAUUAGCUACUCCUGUUGGUGGUGGUGUUAGUUCUUUAAAUGUUCAAAUGAGAAAAGAGCUUGAUCUCUUUGCUUCUCUUGUCAAUUGUUGUAAUCUUCCUGGAUUACCUACUAGGCACGAAAAUGUUGAUAUCGUUGUGAUCAGGGAGAAUACUGAGGGUGAGUAUGCUGGUCUUGAACAUGAGGUCGUUCCUGGUGUUGUUGAGAGCUUAAAGGUGAUAACAAAGUUCUGUUCGGAGCGCAUAGCACAGUAUGCCUUUGAGUAUGCUUACCUAAACAACAGAAAGACUGUGACAGCCGUCCACAAGGCUAACAUCAUGAAGCUUGCUGAUGGGUUGUUUUUAGAAUCUUGCCGCGAGGUUGCAACAAAAUACCCUGGUAUCAAGUAUAAUGAGAUCAUUGUGGAUAACUGCUGCAUGCAACUUGUUUCAAAGCCAGAGCAGUUUGAUGUAAUGGUUACACCAAAUCUGUACGGCAAUCUUGUGGCGAACACCGCAGCAGGCAUUGCUGGAGGCACUGGUGUCAUGCCAGGAGGAAAUGUAGGUGCUGAUCAUGCAGUGUUUGAACAAGGUGCUUCAGCUGGAAAUGUUGGUAAUGAUAAACUGGUGGAGCAACAGAAAGCAAACCCAGUAGCGCUAUUGCUGUCAUCUGCAAUGAUGUUGAGACAUCUUCAGUUCCCAUCUUUUGCUGAUCGAUUGGAGACUGCUGUUAAACGUGUCAUCUUAGAGGGGAAAUACAGGACCAAAGAUCUAGGCGGACAAAGCACAACCCAGGAAGUCGUGGACGCCGUCAUUGCGGUUCUAGACUAAUCACUUGAUAACUAGCUAGAAUUGCUAGCUGCACUACUCAUCAUUAAUCCACUUAAGCAAAGUUUAAUAUUUUCUUUAGGUGGAGACUUGAGAGAAAUUUAUCAUUGCCUAUUAUUGUUGGUCCCAUGAAGAGGGUCCUAUAAAUUGUUUUGUUCAACAUUUUCCUUAGCGCUACAGCUUAAAUUGGUUGUUUGUUCUGCUGCUUACAACCCAAAACAAGUGUACAAAUUGAAACCGGGAAAUUUCUGUAUACUUGAAUAAAAAUCUAUUAAAGUUUGAUCAUC